Molecule: messenger RNA, 7707 nt
Organism: Osmerus eperlanus (European smelt)
Lineage: Eukaryota; Metazoa; Chordata; Actinopteri; Osmeriformes; Osmeridae
Gene: abca4b
Product: ATP-binding cassette, sub-family A (ABC1), member 4b
Exons: 51
Coding region: 155-7126 (2323 amino acids)
Biological process (GO): lipid transport; transmembrane transport
Cellular component (GO): intracellular membrane-bounded organelle; membrane
Molecular function (GO): ABC-type transporter activity; ATP hydrolysis activity; ATPase-coupled intramembrane lipid carrier activity
Source: RefSeq, a predicted model, not a curated record
UGUGAAUAGUGCUGGAAGGAGCUCUUACAUAUUUGUACGUCUGUGAUGUUGUGUCUUUUAACCUCUUUCCCUAGAUGUCGUACGACUUCUACAUUUUUCUAAUAGAGGUCUAUCUGCAGCGGAUGACCCCUUCUAGGGGAGAAGUUACGGUACCAUGAACACAGGCAGUCAAAUCCGCCUGUUACUGUGGAAGAACUGGACCCUCCGCAAAAGACAGAAGAUCCGCUUCCUGGUGGAGAUUGUGUGGCCGGUGGUGUUGUUUAUUGGUCUGGUGUGGCUGAGAAAGGCUAAUCCACUCUACAAGCAACAUGAAUGUCACUUUCCCAACAAGGCCCUGCCCUCAACAGGGAUUCUUCCAUGGAUCCAGGGCAUAUUCUGCAAUGCCAACAACCCCUGUUUCAGAUAUCCAACCAGAGGCGAAGCCCCUGGAGUUGUUUCCAAUUACAACAACUCCAUACUGGCCCGGUUCUAUGCCGACUCCCAGGAGGUGCUGUUCAACGACCCAGAGUUCCAGCAGCUGGGUCGGGUGUGGAGGGAGCUGUCUACCUUGAGCAACCUCAUGGACACUUUACGGAACAACCCUUCCCAGGUCUCAGGACGGGGGAUAAAGAUUGAGGACAUUCUGAAGGAUGACGAGAUGCUUACAGGUUUCCUGCUACGGGACGCCGGCCUGCCAGAGUCUGUGGUCCACUCGCUGGUCAAUGCCCAAGUGCGACUGGAGCAGUUUGCUUUUGGGAUCCCAGAUCUGCAGCUGAAGGACAUUGCCUGUAGCCAGGCUCUGCUGGAACGCUUCAUCAUCUUCCAGAGCCGCAGGGGCCUGUAUGGAGUCCGUAACGCCAUGUGUGCCCUCAGCCAGCAGAAGCUCCAGAAGAUCGAGGACAUCCUCUACACCAACGUGGAUUUCUUCAAGAUCUUCCGGCUGCUGCCCCGGGUGCUUGAUGACUACGCUGAUGGGAUUGACCUGUACUUCUGGGGCCAAGUGUUUACUGGAGUGUCAGAGAAGGUCCAAGUGCUGCUGGAGAGGAACAGCACCAAAGAGCUGAUCCAGGUGGUCUACCCGCUGUUCCAGGAGGGGGGUCCCUCCUCCUUCACCCAGCUCAUGUCCACUGUUUCAGGCCUGUUCUGUGGCUACCCAGAGGGAGGGGGCUCCAGGGUCCUCUCCUUCAACUGGUACGAGGACAACAACUACAAGGUCUUCCUGGGCGUCAACAGCUCCAAGAGCCAGGACAGCUACGCCUAUGACAAGACCGCCACUCCCUUCUGCAAUUCCCUGAUGCAGACUCUGGAGUCCAACCCUGUCACCAAAAUUGUGUGGAAUUCAGUCAAGCCCCUGCUGAUGGGAAAGAUCUUGUACGCCCCCGACUCCCCUGCCGUCCGACAGAUAUUAAAGAGUGCCAACACAACAUUUGAGGAGCUGGAGAGGCUGCAGAACAUGGGCAAGGCCUGGGAGGAGGUGGGACCUCAACUCUGGGCAUUCUUCCAAAACAGUGUCCAGAUGAACAUGAUCAGGGAUACGAUUGCAAACCCCACAGUGACACACUUCCUGGACCAAAGUAUGGAGGACACAGAGUUUUCCACCAAAGACAUCCUCAACUUCCUGUACAGUGGGCCAGAAGAGAAUAGGCAGGCUGGCCUUCCCAACUUUGACUGGAGGAACGUCUUCCAACUGACUGACCAGGUCAUCCGCAUGUUCAACCAAUACGGAGAGUGCAUCAGCCUGGAUAAGUUUGUGGCCCACACUGACGAGAGCCAGAUGACCCACCAGGCUCUGUACCUGCUGGAAGAGAACAAGUUCUGGGCGGGGCUCGUCUUCCUGGAUGUGUACCCCUGGACCACCUCCCCACCGCCGCAUGUCAAGUACAAGAUCCGCAUGGACAUUGAUGCUGUGGAGCGGACCAAUAAGAUCAAAGACAGGUACUGGGACCCUGGUCCGAGGGCUGACCCCAUGGAUGACCUGAGGUACAUCUGGGGGGGCUUCGCCUACCUCCAGGACAUGAUCGAACACGGCAUCCUCAAGAUCCACACUGGAAACGACUGGCCACUCGGCGUCUACGUACAGCAGAUGCCCUACCCCUGCUACGUGGACGACCUCUUCAUGCUGACCUUGAACCGCUGCUUCCCCAUCUUCAUGGUGCUGGCCUGGAUCUACUCCGUGUCCAUGAUCGUCAAGAGCAUCGUGCUGGAGAAGGAGUUGAGGCUCAAGGAGACCCUGAAGGCCAUGGGGGUCACCAACGGGGUCAUCUGGUACACCUGGUUCAUAGACAGCUUCCUCAUGAUGACAGCCAGCACGGCACUGCUCACCACCAUCAUCAUGUCAGGAAAGGUACUCAACUACAGCAACCCCAUCAUCGUGUUCUUCUUCCUGCUGACCUUCACCGUCACCACCAUCAUGCAGUGCUUCCUCCUGAGCGUGUUCUUCAACAAGGCCAACCUUGCGGCCGCCUGCAGCGGCAUCAUCUACUUCACCCUCUACCUGCCCCACAUCCUCUGCUUCGCCUGGCAGGACCGCAUCACCAAGAACAUGAAGCUGGGCGCGAGUCUGCUGUCUCCUGUGGCGUUUGGUUUUGGGACGGAGUACCUGUCUCGGUAUGAGGAGCAGGGUCUGGGUCUGCAGUGGGACAACAUCGGCACCAGUCCACUAGAGGGCGACGCCUACUCCUUCUUCACCUCCAUACGGAUGAUGGUGUUUGAUGCCGUGCUCUACGCAGUCCUGGCCUGGUACCUCGACAAUGUCUUCCCAGGGCAGUAUGGUAUUGGUCGACCUUUCUACUUCCCCUUCCAGUCUUCAUACUGGCAGAAAUCUGAGACCACCUCCUCAGACGCGGACGACGUCGUGAAGCCUGGUCCUGAUGUGGAUGUAGAUGUGGAAAACCUGGGGUCCCGACGCAGGUCCAUGUGCAACGGCUCUACUGGCAAGACGACCUGUAAGCACCAGGACAAGAGGGAGAGGCUGAUAAAGGACAGGGAGGAGAGGGAGGAGCAGCAGAGAAGGCUGGAGGGAGAAGAAAACCAAGAGGCUGCCAACGAGGAGGAAGACACAAGUAAGUUGUUCUUUGAGGCCGAGCCGCUGGGGCUCGUGAUGGGGGUGGAGAUCCAGGACCUGGUGAAGGUGUUUCCCGGGAGCCCUCGCCCUGCCGUCGACAGUCUCAGCAUCACCUUCUACGAGGGACAGAUUACAUCCUUCCUGGGACACAACGGAGCCGGGAAAACCACCACCAUGUCUAUCCUGACAGGCCUGUUCCCGCCCACCUCAGGCACUGCUUACAUUCACGGGAGAGACAUUAGGACUGAUAUGGACAUCAUCCGCACAUCUAUGGGCAUGUGUCCCCAGUACAACAUCCUGUUCAACCAUCUGACUGUGGAGGAGCACAUCCUGUUCUACUCCAUGUUGAAGGGGAGGACGAAGGUGGAGGCGCAGAAGGAGGUGGAGGACAUGCUGGAGGACCUGGGCCUCCCCCACAAGAGAGAUGAUGAGGCUCAGAACCUCUCUGGUGGUAUGCAAAGGAAGCUGUCUGUUGCCAUGGCAUUUGUCGGGGGGUCAAAGAUUGUUAUUCUGGAUGAGCCCACCUCAGGAGUGGACCCCUACUCCAGACGAUCCAUUUGGGACCUCCUGCUCAAGUACCGGACUGGUCGGACAGUUAUCCUGUCCACCCAUCACAUGGACGAGGCGGACCUGCUGAGCGACAGGAUCGCCAUCAUCUCCAAGGGACAGCUCCACUGCUGCGGCUCCCCCCUCUUCCUAAAGAACUGCUUUGGCGUGGGCUUCUACCUCACUCUGGUCCGACGCAUGAAGGACCUGAAGAAGAAAGAGAAUGAGUGUGACUGUGCCUCCGAGUGCUCCUGCACCUGCUCCACCUGCACCAAGUACAAGGACCAGUCCCAGAACCCGUCUGAGCAAAUGGACAGAGCCCUGGACGGUGAGGUGGACAGCAUCACAAAUCUAAUCCACCACCACGUUCCUGAGGCCAAACUCAUCGAGAUGAUUGGCCAGGAGUUGACCUACCUGCUGCCCAAUAAGGGCUUCAAGCACAGGGCGUACGCCAGCCUGUUCAGGGAGUUGGAGGAGACUCUGGGGGACAUGGGCCUGAGCAGCUUCGGCAUCUCUGACACCUCUCUGGAGGAGAUCUUCAUCAAGGUGACUGCAGACGGCGAGGCCGCACAAAAAAGCACACCAGAGCAGUGGAUGCUUCUGCAGAGGAAAGGCAAAGUUGGUGUGGAGGAGGAUGAAGAAGCCAAUGGGCUGGCGCAGACCAAUGGUGGGAGUAACCAGGGCAACUCGGACAGCAAUGCGGGGCGGGGCUCCAGGCAGGUGAAAGGUGCCAGUCUGGUGAUGAAGCAGUUCCACGCCCUGCUGGUCAAGAGGGUGCACCACGCCAUGCGUAGCUACAAAGACUUCUUGGCACAGAUCGUCCUGCCUGCCAGCUUUGUGCUUAUCGCCCUGAUCUUUACAAUGAUUGUCCCUCCGUUUGGGGAGUACCCCAGCCUCUCCCUCACCCCCUGGAUGUACGGACAGCAGUACACCUUCAUCAGUAAUGAAAUGCCGACACACCCAACAAUGAAACGCUUCACAGAGGUGCUGUUGGGAAGGCCUGGUCUGGGCACGCGCUGUAUGGAUGGAGAGCCUCUCGAAAACAUGCCGUGUGUGAACGUCACCACAGACUGGGCCAUACCUGAGAUCUCCUCUGUGGCCAGCAACAUCCUCCUGAGCCCAGAGUGGCACCCCCUCAACCCCUCCCCUUCUUGCCAAUGCAGCACUGACAAGAAGCUGACCAUGAUGCCCAUCUGUCCGGAGGGGGCCGGGGGGCUGCCCCCACGACAGAGGAAGCAGGCUUCAGGAGACAUCCUGAUGGACCUUACUAGGAGUAACAUCUCUGACUUCCUGGUCAAAACCUACCCCGAUCUCAUCAGAACCAGUUUGAAGAGCAAAUACUGGGUGAAUGAGCAAAGGUAUGGAGGCUUGUCAGUGGGAGGGCAGCUGCCAAUACUGGAUGUGGAUCCCAAGGAAAUCCAGAGUGUUCUGUCCCAGCUGGGCCAGAUGCUCAACAUCACUGGGGGUCCUUAUGCCAAGGUUUCCUUGAAAGAAAUUGGACCUUUCCUCAGGUACAUGGAGAGUGAAUACAACGUAAAGGUGUGGUACAACAAUAAAGGCUGGCACGCCAUGGUGUCCUUCAUGAACGUGGCCAACAACGCCAUCCUGAGGGCCUACCUGCCCCGCUACGCUAACCCUGUGGAGUACGGCAUCACAGCCAUCAACCACCCUCUCAACCUGACCAAGGAGCAGCUGUCUGAGGUCACUGUGUUGACCACAUCAGUGGACGCAGUGGUGGCCAUCUGCGUCAUCUUCGCCAUGUCCUUCAUCCCGGCCAGCUUCGUCCUCUACCUCAUCCAGGAGCGCGUCACCAAGGCCAAGCACCUGCAGUUUGUCAGCGGGGUCAGCCCUCUCAUCUACUGGGUGGCCAAUUUCUUCUGGGACAUGAUGAACUACAGCAUCAGCACUGCGAUGGUGGUGGCCAUCUUCAUGGCCUUUGAUAAGAAGUGCUACACUUCACAGACCAACCUCCCUGCCCUCAUAGCCCUGCUGCUCCUCUACGGGUGGGCGGUGACUCCCAUGAUGUACCCCAUGUCCUACAUCUUCAGCAUCCCCAGCACGGCUUACGUCUCCCUCUCCUGCAUCAACCUCUUCAUCGGCAUCAACAGCAGCGCCAUCACCUUCAUCUUGGAGCUGUUUGAAAACAACCGGUCCCUGCUGGCGUUUAAUGAGUGGCUGAAGAAGGGGCUUCUGGUGUUCCCCCACUUCUGCCUGGGGAGGGGCCUCAUCGACAUGGCCAUGAACCAGGCCGUCACCGACGUCUACGCACGCUUCGGUGAACAGUACAGCAUGGACCCGUUCAGAUGGGAAUUCGUGGGGAAGAACCUGGUCUUCAUGGCAGCGGAGGGCUUUGUUUACUUCCUCCUCAACAUCCUGAUCCAGUACAGGUUCUUCAUGGACCACUGGAUGUCCGACGGCAACAGAUCCAAGCCCGAGGACGAGGACGAGGACGUGGCCGCGGAGCGCCAGAGGAUCCACAGCGGAGGCAGCAGGAAAGACAUCCUGCAGAUCCGAGACCUUUGCAAGACCUAUGUGGGCCGGAAGAAACCAGCAGUGGACAAGAUCUGUGUGGGCGUUCCUGCAGGGGAGUGCUUUGGCCUGCUGGGGGUGAAUGGGGCCGGGAAGACCACCACGUUUAAGAUGCUGACUGGUGACACAGACGUCAGCUCUGGAGAGGCCACGGUCGCUGGCUACAGUAUUAAUGAUCAGAUGCUGGAUGUGCACCAGAACAUGGGCUACUGCCCCCAGUUUGACGCCAUCGAUGAGCUCCUCACAGGCAGGGAGCACCUCUUCCUCUAUGCCCGCCUCCGAGGCGUGCCGGAGGCGGAGAUCGCCAGGGUGGCGGAGUGGGGUAUUCAGAAGCUGGGUCUGACGGAGUACGCAGAGCGAUGUGCUGGGACCUACAGCGGAGGCAACAAGCGCAAGCUCUCCACAGCCAUCGCUAUGAUUGGCUGCCCAGCUCUGGUUCUCCUGGAUGAACCUACUACAGGGAUGGACCCCCAUUCGAGACGCUUUCUGUGGACCGCCAUCAUGAGUGUCAUUCAGGACGGGAGGGCCGUGGUGCUGACAUCACACAGUAUGGAGGAGUGUGAAGCUCUCUGCACUCGCCUGGCCAUCAUGGUCAACGGCACCUUCAAAUGCCUGGGCACCAUCCAGAACCUCAAAUACAAGUUCGGUGACGGCUACGUGGUGACCAUGAAAAUCAAGGCAGCUAAAUUGGGCGUGGCCCCGGACCUGAGCCCGGCUGAGAGCUUCAUGCACUGUAACUUCCCAGGGUGUGUCCAGAGGGAGAAGCACUACAACACCCUGCAGUACGAGAUCGCCUCCUCCUCCCUGGCCAGGAUCUUCCAGCUGGUAGCAGCCAACAAGGACAGGCUCAAUGUAGAGGACUACUCUGUGUCCCAGACUACCCUGGACCAGGUGUUUGUGAACUUUGCCAAGCAGCAGUCUGGAGAGGAUGAGGAGCUCAGGUUACACCCACGGGCAGCAGGUGCACGGAAAGAAAUCAAGAUUGCCCCCCUUAAAAGGAAAAAGUGAUGCGUAUACCGACACAAGCACACAUAGGCCUACUAGGAAAGAUCCAGUAGGCUGUUGUAUUGUUUGGCUGUAUAUUUGAAGGUUUGUGUGUUAGACUUUGGAAGUCAUUUUUGUAUGCUCAUGUGUUUGGUACAGCAAAAAAGAAUGCCCAAGUCAAGCUGUUUCAACACUAUUUUAGCUAGGCAUUGGCUGAUGAUGGUGGUUCCCAGAUAUGGUUUCCUUCCAUAUCCUGUACAACUGGUUUACAUAACCCAGAGGAUAGUAAUGCAAGUACACUGGAAGAUCGGUACAACAAAACAACAUAUAAAGCUUAAAACAUAGUCAUAUCCUAACAUUUUGCCUGGCUUAUCUAACUGUACAUACGGCACAGGGAUUGAACUUAUCCAGCAGCAUAGCUGUUUGUCUCUGUGAGCAGGCCUGUAUAUACCCCACUAAACACAGGGCAUUUUCACCUACUUUAACUUUGACAUAUAUAAAUAAAAAGAAUGGAUAAUGUGGGUUAGAGUGAGUUAUACAAAACACCUUUUCCCGGUUUUAAUUAUUGAUAUCAGUUUUCCAUUCAUGUCACUUACAGUGUUUGU